Molecule: messenger RNA, 1794 nt
Organism: Odocoileus virginianus texanus
Lineage: Eukaryota; Metazoa; Chordata; Mammalia; Artiodactyla; Cervidae
Source: RefSeq, a predicted model, not a curated record
CUGCGUGCGCCGCUGGGGAGGGCGCUGCUUCCCGCGAGCGGAGGGGCUCCGGGCAGGGGUCUCACUGUGGGCAUUUCUGCAGGAAGCAGCAAACAGAGCCCGGCCUGGGUCUCCAGACCACCACGGAGAGGGCUGCCCUGAUGGACAUACGCACAGCUUUCCAGGCAUUGAAAGGAAGCCACUGGGCUUCCUGCUGUGCAGCUUCAGCAGCUGAGCACGGGGCUCAGAGCGCAGGGCUGAUGCCUCGGCAGGUAGCCCUGAAAGAAGGGGGCCAUGGAGAGGCCACGCCAGGACUGUUACAGGGUCCUUCCCGGACACUGGGGCUUCCAGACCCUUGUGGGAAUAAGGAAGCUGCAGAGAGGCCCAGAGGUUCCCCUUGGGUACCGGCUGUUCAUGAGGACAGAGUGUCCAGGUCAGAGGUCACCCUGAACACAACAUCUGCAGUCGAUGGGAGAGGCCCCUGGAAAGGGCAGCCUUACCGAUGCAGCACCUGCGACAGGAGCUUCAAAUGCUAUUCAGACGUGGUGAAGCACCAGAGCAUUCACUCUGGGGAGAAGCCCUAUGAGUGCAGCGACUGUGGGAAAGCCUUCAUCCACAGCUCCCAUGUCGUCAGGCACCAGCGCAUUCACAACGGGGAGAAGCCGUACGUCUGUAAGGAGUGUGGGAAAGCCUUCAGCCAGAGCUUCAACCUCAUCAGACACCAGAGGAUCCACACAGGAGAGAAGCCGUAUGAAUGUGCUGAGUGUGGCAAGUCCUUCAGUCAGAGGUCAGACGCCGUGAAGCACCAGAGGAUCCACACGGGGGAGCGGCUCUACGAGUGCAGCGAGUGCGGGAAGACCUUCAUCCACAGCUCGAACGUCGUCCGGCACCAGCGGAUUCACCACAGAGAGAACCCCUACGAGUGCAAAGAGUGUGGGAAAGCCUUCAGCCAGAGCUCCAACCUCAUUCAGCACCAGCGAGUCCACACAGGGGAGAAGCCCUAUGCCUGCCAGGAGUGCGGGCGCGCCUUCAGCCGCAGCUCCUUCCUCAGCGAGCACCGGCGCAUCCACACUGGGGAGAAGCCCUACGAAUGCGGCGAGUGUGGCCGCUCCUUCAGGGCCCUGUCAGGCUUCUUCCGGCACCAGAGGAUCCACACCGGGGAGAAGCCCUUCCGCUGUGCGCAGUGUGGCAGGGCCUUCCGCCUGAGCUUUCACCUUAUCCAGCACCAGCGAGUUCAUGGCACAGAGUGAACCUGUUGUGGGGUGAACAUAGAGUAAAAGUUGAGUAAACAAGGCUGGAGGGUGGGUAGCACGCCCUUCAGUUUUUGCCAGCCCCCCGAGGCUUGUGCACUGUGCUCCACGGCCCACAGGAAGAUAACACUGUCUCAUGGUCUGUGAGCUGGCCGUGCAGGCCUGAAGUCUACCACCGCCUCCGGGAGCAGCAGAAAGGAAAGGGGCUGGGGAAGGAGACUUGAUGCUGACAUGUGCCUCUGAAGCUGCUAUACUUCAUUUUCACAGCACUGGGGUUUCCUGGAGCAUAGUUUACAUGUGGUGUAAUGCCCAGCCCUUAAGUGUUUGGUUAUAUAACAAAUAUAACCUGUUCUGACCUUUAUGACUACCACACUAUCAAGAUGCUGACUAUUUCCAUCAAUCCAGAAAGAUUCCUCAGGCCCUUCAUCCUUAGAAACAACCAACAAUGUUGUUUUUGUCCCUAUAAUUCUGCUUGUUCUGAAAUGUUAUAUAAAUAGUGAUAUAAUUUAUAAUUUUAUGUAUUUUUCCCUGUGCUUAAGUUUUGAGGUUUAUCCAUGUAUCAGAA